AUGGCGACGACUGCCUUACCCCAGGGCAGUCUGCGCCAGCGCAACCCUGGCUCCAAGAAGAAGAAUGGGUCGCCGUUCCCCGAGGAUGUCCAAGUCGACAGUCUUGUCAAGCCGAGCCCCAAGGCGACCGGUACAGGCUCUGAGCUAGACUACAAGAUCGCCCUCGUUAUCAUUACCGUCCUUGCCUUCAUAUCGAGAUUUUGGGGCAUCAGCCAUCCCAACGAGGUCGUCUUUGACGAGGUUCAUUUUGGCAAGUUUGCCUCAUACUACCUCGAGAAGACCUAUUUCUUCGAUGUCCACCCUCCUUUCGGCAAGCUCCUGUUCGCCUUUAUGGGAUGGCUCGUCGGCUACGAUGGCCACUUCCACUUUGAGAACAUUGGCGAUUCCUACAUCUCAAACAAGGUCCCAUACGUGGCAUUCCGUGCCAUGCCCGCUCUGCUCGGCUCCUUGACCGUUACCGUCACAUACCUGAUCAUGUGGGAGUCUGGCUACAGUCUUCCUGCUUGUGUGGUGGCUGCCGGGCUGAUUCUCCUCGACAAUGCCCACAUUGGCCAGACUCGCUUGAUUCUGUUGGAUGCCACGCUUGUCUUUACCAUGGCCUGCAGUCUGUUGUGCUACAUCAAGUUCUACAAGCUUCGGCAUGAUCCUUUCAGCCGCAAGUGGUGGAAGUGGCUGAUUCUGACGGGCUUCGCCCUCUCUUGCGACAUCUCGACCAAGUAUGUCGGCACCUUUGCCUUCAUUACCAUCGGUUCGGCCGUUGUCAUCGAUCUUUGGGACUUGCUUGACGUCAAGCGCGUCGGCGGUGCUUUGAGCGUCCCCGACUUUGCCAAGCACUUUGCUGCCCGCGCCUUUGGGUUGAUUAUCAUGCCCUUCAUUUUCUAUCUGUUCUGGUUCCAGGUGCACUUUGCGAUUCUUACCAGAUCUGGACCUGGUGACGACUUCAUGACACCUGAAUUCCAGGAGACAUUGUCUGAUAAUGUCAUGUUCGCCAACUCUAUCACCAUCAACUACUAUGACAGCAUCACCCUCAAGCACAAGGAGACCAAGGCCUACCUCCACAGCCAUGAUGCUCACUACCCCCUUCGUUAUGACGAUGGACGUGUUUCUAGCCAGGGCCAGCAAGUUACUGGUUACCCUUACGACGAUGCCAACAACUACUGGCAGAUCAUUCCCGCGGACGACAACAAAGAGAUGGGUCGCCCGGUUAAGAACCAUGAUCUUGUCCGUCUUCGACACAUCGGCACAGAUACCAUCCUGCUUUCGCACGAUGUCGCCUCACCCUACUUCCCUACGAACCAGGAGUUCACCACUGUCCCUCUUACUGACGCCAAUGGCGACCGUAUCAACGAUACACUUUUCGAAGUUCGUAUCGAGAAUGGCAAGAAGGGCCAAGAGUUCAAGAGCAUUGCCAGUCAUUUCAAGUUCAUCCACAACCCAAGCAAGGUUGCUAUGUGGACUCAUGAGACUCCUCUGCCUGACUGGGGCCACCGCCAACAGGAGAUCAACGGAAACAAGCAGAUCACGCCCAGUUCCAAUGUGUGGCUUGUCGAGGAUAUUCCAUCGCUGCCUGCCGACCACCCACGAAGGGAGAAACCCGUCAAGGAGGUGAAGCGAUUGCCUUUCUUGCAGAAGUGGUUUGAACUGCAACGAUCCAUGUUCUGGCACAAUAACCAGUUGACUAGCAGUCACCCUUAUGCCAGCCAGCCAUACCAGUGGCCAUUCUUGCUCAGGGGUGUAAGUUUCUGGACUCAGAACGAUACCCGUCAGCAGAUCUACUUCCUGGGUAACCCUAUUGGUUGGUGGAUCGCAAGCAGCUUGAUCGCUGUCUACGCCGGUAUAAUUGGUGCCGACCAGAUCUCUCUCCGCCGUGGUAUUGACGCACUGGAUCGCCGCACACGUACACGCCUUUACAACUCCACUGGAUUCUUCUUCCUGGCAUGGGCUACCCAUUACUUCCCAUUCUACCUAAUGGGCCGUCAGUUAUUCCUUCACCACUACCUGCCAGCUCACCUUGCAUCCACGCUCAUCGUCGGUUCCCUCCUGGAGUUCGUGUUCAACGCAGAUGCAGCGUCGGAAGAGGCAACCUACCAAGCUAUCAAGUCUGGCAAGAAAGCUGCCCCGGGGCCUAAGAGAUUCGUCUCUGCUCGUGAAAGAUUCGCCGGAACGAGUAUGAUGCCAGCCUGGAUUGCGUGCGGUGUCAUCUUGGCCAUCGCAGCUGCUGGCUGGUACUACUUCCUGCCCCUCACCUACGGCUACCCUGGUCUCAGUGUGGAGCAGGUGCAAGCCCGCAAGUGGCUUGGCUACGAUCUUCACUUCGCGAAAUAG
Molecule: messenger RNA, 2325 nt
Organism: Neoarthrinium moseri
Lineage: Eukaryota; Fungi; Ascomycota; Sordariomycetes; Amphisphaeriales; Apiosporaceae
Exons: 3
Coding region: 1-2325 (774 amino acids)
Biological process (GO): protein O-linked glycosylation via mannose
Cellular component (GO): membrane; endoplasmic reticulum
Molecular function (GO): dolichyl-phosphate-mannose-protein mannosyltransferase activity
Source: RefSeq, a predicted model, not a curated record